AUGGAGAUUAUUCAUGAAUAUGUGAAGCUACGCAGUGAAUUUGGCCGCCAGUGUCUCUUUUCAGACCGUCCUGCGGAGCUGCUAAUCGAUGUUCCUCCAAAUCAAAAGCUGGCAAUGCAGUUUGUUCUUAAGGAAACAAGAGACCUGGGUGUCCAGGGCUGCUGGGAAAUGUCGGAGCAUGAGGUCAAUACAGAAAGGUUUGAGUAUGACAACGAAGGGAUUAAUCACGUGGAGGGGGGCUGGCCCAAAGAUAUCAACCACCUAGAAAUGGAACAAACUAUACGUUUUAGGAAGAAGAUAGAGAAAGAUGAAAUCUACAUGAAUAGCGUCCAAGUGCUAGGAACACUUGUAGGACAAUGUGUUGGACAAAAUAAUGCUGUGGAUAUCUACCAAGAAUAUUUUGAGGAGGAAGAAUUGCUGGAUGAGACUCAGGAAAAACCAUGUGUAAAAAUCGUUAAUGUAUACAGAGACCCACACCUGGUGAAACGACACGUCACCUGCCUUUCUUGGCAACCAAAGGGAGGCACAAAGCUGGCAGGUGCCUACUGCUGCCUUGAGUUGCAGAAAGCCAAUAUAGACAUGAGCCAAGAGUCUUACAUCUGGGACAUCGAGAACCCUACCCAACCUGAUAUUACUCUUAAUUCGACAACUCAACUCAUCUGUCUGAAAUACAACCCAGAUGAUAUGCACGCUCUCAUCAGUGGCGGCGUUAAUGGGCAAAUUGUGUUAUGGGAUUCCCGUAAUGGCCAUUGUCCUGCGGCAAUUACCCCUUCGGAAGAGUCUCACAAAGAUCCUGUUUACAAGGUCUUGUGGUUGAAAUCCUCUUCUGGGACAGACGCAUUCUCUGCCUCCACUGAUGGACAGAUUCUCUGGUGGGAUGUCCGCCAGUUGAAUGAGCCAAUAGACAGACUGAUUCUGGACCUUAGUAGGAAGGACAACCAAGACAAAGCUUUAGGAGCCAUCUCUCUGGAUCAUAACGUUUCCAUGCCAGACACAUUCUUGGUGGGUACGGAACAGGGGGCUGUUGUAUACUGCAACAAGGCAGCGGAAACGCCGGCUGAGAGAAUUGUCCGUACAUACGAUGGCCACCAUGGCCCUGUCUAUGCCAUUCAAAGAAACCCUUUCUUUUCCCAAAAUUUCCUCACCGUGGGAGACUGGGGAGCCCGCAUUUGGUCACAGGACAUCAAGGAGUCAUCUGUCAUGUGGACUAAGCACCAGACGGAUUACUUAACAGAUGGCUGCUGGAGUCCUGUCAGACCCUCGGUCUUCUUCACCGUGAAGAUGGAUGGUGUACUGGAUAUCUGGGACAUCUUGUUUAAACAGAAUGAUCCCACUCUAAGUCUCAAGGUACGUGAUGAAGCUCUGUGUAGCCUCAAUGUGCAUGAGGGUGGAUGCAGGUUAGCUUGUGGCUCUCAGCAGGGUAUUGCAACACUAAUAGAUAUCAAAUCAGGACUUUGCACCCCACAGCAUAAUGAGCAGGAACUCCUUGGUGAGAUGUUGGAACGUGAGACCAAGCGCGAAAAGGUCCUCAGGGCUCAGAGAGGAGGGGACGAGGGUGGAAACAGCGAGGAUACUCAAAAGGAGUUGAUCCUCCGACCUGAGUAUGACUUUCACAAUGUAGUGGAAUCAGAGCAGAGGAGGAGGCAAUGGGAGACUAGAACACAGGUGAGUUGCCAGAGCAGCAGCUUUAAGCAGGGAAACCAGACCUCUUUCUUCCCAUCUGAUUUAUUUAGCUCUUCCGGGAUCAUCCGAGGCAUUCCCAAGCAGACCAGGAUGCUCAGUCUCUAUAGUAUUUCCCGGGUCAUCCUAAAGGUCUGCUCCCAGUGGGAUGUGCUCAGAGCACUUUUUUACAUGGAGGAGUAG
Messenger RNA from Nerophis lumbriciformis (worm pipefish), 1863 nucleotides. Lineage: Eukaryota; Metazoa; Chordata; Actinopteri; Syngnathiformes; Syngnathidae. The record is from RefSeq and is a predicted model, not a curated record.